CACAUUACCCGGCAGACUCUGAUCACAGACGCCAUGUCCACACUGGUGUGGAUGGUCCUAGGCUCGGCGGCAGUUCUGCAGGCAGCUGCAAUAGAUCCCAAAAAUCCAGCAGAUGUAGACAGACCGUCCGUGACCUUCACACCCGACUGGAGGAAAAUGUUUUACAAUGAGACACUGACCUUAGGAUGCACCGGAUUAUCUAACGCACAAGGAAACCAGACUUAUAUCUGGUACAGGAACAAUAAUAAGCUGGAUAUAAGUCAGCAAUACUUUACUAUCGCCUCCAUCCAGCUGUAUGACCGCGCACAGUAUCAGUGCCAGACCGGCAGUAGUAACAGGAGUGAGGCUGUGAGGCCGCAUGUUAUAACAGAUCUUACCAUCUUGCGUGUACCCCGCUACGUCUUUGAAGGGGACAUCCUGAUUGUGAAAUGCGACAGUCGGCUUGAUGUGAAUACGACCAAUGCUGUGAUAACGUUUUACAAAAACGCCAAAUACUUGAAGGCCAAAAGCACAGACAGUAACGUGUUUAUUGGAAAAGUAGAUCUCAGUGUGGCUGGACGAUAUAGUUGCAUGAAGAAAGCACUUUUUAAUAACGUGGAGAAAACUAGUGAGGAUGAAGAGUCCAUCUCAGUCACAGAACUAUUCUCUGUCCCCGAAAUAAAAAUCCAUCCAUAUACCAUAUCCAUGAAUGCAGAAAUGACUCUGACCUGUGUCACAACUCUUCAUCCUCUCAAGGCAGGCACUGAACUGUACUUUGCUUUCUACAAGAAUGGAUGGCACGUUCAAGGCCUCAGUUUGUCUAAUAAGUACAUAGUUCAGUCAGCUAAGGCAGAGGAUUCCGGGGAUUAUACCUGUGAAGUGAGAACUGCAACAAACAGUGUUUGGAAGAUGAGCCAGAUUUCAACUAUUCAGGUACAAUAUAUAUUUAAGCCUGUGGUGACUUUUAGGCCAAACUGGAACAAGAUUUUGCGAGGUGGCAGCAUAACUCUACAAUGCGAUGACAGAUCUGUCCUACAAGGAAGCAAAACGUAUUCCUGGUAUAAAGAUAACAGCAGGCUAUAUAGUGAUCUGCAAACAUAUCGCAUUUUUAAUGCCCGUGACAGUGACAUUGGGAAUUACCAGUGCCUAGCCAGCUCUGGGGAGAAAAGUGACCCCGUGCAUUUGGAUGUUUUCUUUGUAUGGCUCAUCCUGCAAGUGCCUCAUUACAUCCACGAAGGCGACAAAGUGAUUCUGACCUGCCGCAUGUGGUCUUCCGGACAAGCCCAAAACACAACCUUCUACAAAGAUGACAUCAUGAUCAAAUUUGACUAUUCUCUGUCUGACCUGAAUCUUGGGAUAGUAUCAAAAAACACAAGUGGAAAAUACAAAUGUACAAAGUUUAUAAACACGGGGUCAGCAUCUAAAAUAUAUAUUGCUGAAGAGUAUAUUUCCAUAGCAGAUCUUUUCUCUCCACCAGAAAUAAACUCAAAACCACAUUUAAUGGUUGAGGGAGCGGACAUGACCCUUACCUGCUUCACAGCACUCAGUCCCCUCAGGGCAGAUACAAAACUGGAGUUUGCUUUCUACAGAGAUGGAAGGAAGGUGCAGGACUUCAGUGCAUCCGACAUAUACAGCGUUCCGUCAAUGCAGAUGGAGCAUUCUGGGAAUUACACCUGUGAGGUGAGGACCCCCAGCGACAGUGUGCGGAAGAUGAGCAAACUCUUAUCUAUCAAAGUACAAGGUAUGGCAGUGGUGUCCUUUACACCGAAUGUUGGAAGAAUAUUCACCAAAGAAUCUAUAGCUCUUGCAUGCACCAUGCAUUCCAGUAUCAAAGAAAACCAGAUAUAUUACUGGUACAAGGACAAUGAGAAGAUGAAUGUUACUCAGCAGAAAUUUGUUCUUCCUCUCGCUGAAGUAGAAGACAGCGGAUAUUACCAGUGCCAGACCAGUAAUACCCAUAUAAGUGACCACAUCAGACUGGAUGUCUCCAACGCCGAUCUAAUUGUUCAAGCUCCUCCUGUUAUUUAUGAAGGGGACGUGCUGACUCUAAAUUGUCACCACCGUCCCGGAUUAAAUUUCCAACAUACUCGAUUUUACAAUGGUAACAGACUGCUAAAAAUACUGGAGAGUGAGUCUGAGCUAAAGCUGGGGAAAGCGCACAGAAAUAUGACAAUGGUAUAUUCAUGCGUAAAAACAAAUAUGAAAUCUGGUUUCGGUGGUUUUGCUUACACUGCAGAUACGUAUGUUUCUGUAACAGAGCUCUACUCUUACCUACAGAUAAAAGUCAGCAUGUCUCCAGUUUUGGAAGGCAAACAGUUCACCCUCUCGUGUGACGUAGCUCUAAGUCCCUUCGUAUCUUUUCUCCGCGGGAAGACAGACUUCCAAUUUGCUUUCUACAAAAAUGGGCAGAAAGUGAAGGAAUUCAGUGCCUCUAAUAAAUAUGACAUUCAGUCGGCUCGGAAGAGAGACUCCGGGAAUUACACAUGUGAAGUUAAAAGCUCAACCAGCGAUGUGACAAAGAUGAGCCAAGCAAUCGAUAUUGAUAUACAAGAAAUCUUUUCUGUUCCAAAAUUAUAUGUCGCCCCAAAUCUAGUUAGAGUCGGAGAUGACAUGGUGAUAACAUGUGACGCGACACUUAAUCCAAAUGCUUAUACAGAGCUUCUGUAUUCUUUCUAUAAAAAUGGAAAAAAGAGGGUGAUGUCUAAUAUGCUGAAUCAAUAUAAAGUUUACUCAGCUCGGCAAUAUGACUCGGGAGAGUAUGUCUGUGAGGUUUUCGUUUUUAAUAGCAACAUAAUUAAGCGGAGCAACAUCACAUAUGUUAUAGUACAAGAGCUUGUAUCUAAUGUAAGAACAACGCUCGACCACGAGGAUCCGGAGGUAAUGGCCGGGAGUAAUCUGACCUUCACUUGCUCCGUAAUAUAUGGGACCUCUCCUUCCUAUACCUGGCUGCAUAAUUCCAAGGUGGUGGAUGUGAACUGUGUUCUGUACCAGAUCAGGAAUAACGGGAAAGUGCUGCACAUAGCGUCUGCUCAAGAGCAACAUUCUGGGAGCUAUCAGUGCCAGGCGAGUAACACGUUCUCCACCGCCACGGGCGCUAUCCUGAAGAUCAGUGUCAUAGAGCCUAUAGCUGGUGUCAGUAUUAGUAUGGAGAUGGGGGAUCUUGACCUGGCGUCAGGAGACAGUGUCACAUUUAUUUGCGCAGUGUCACAAGGCAUGGCUUCAUCUUUCCUGUGGCUUCACAAUAACGAGACAGUGGACAAAGACGCUGAAAUGUACAGUGUCAAGGACAAUGGGAAGGUCUUACAUAUAGAGUCUACACAAGCCCGACAUGGAGGAACAUACCAAUGUAAGGCUAUCAAGAAUCUCUCAGUAAAACGGAACAUGGUCCUAUCUAGCGACCUUCUGACCAUCAGCAUCUCAGAUAAAAGUCAUUCAUACUUGGUAUCAACAGUUCUAUUGUCCUUGUUACUGGUAAUUAUCCUCAUCUCGGGUAUUGUCUACAAGUACCAGAGCAAAUUGGUUCCAAGCUUCAUCCACAGCCGCCCAGAGCAAAUCAGAGCCUCAGUCAAUCAUGACAAAGACAGUCUUCUUGGUAUGGAUAGUCUAGAGAGUUGUGAAAGAUUCUCCAAUUCCCAUCACUGAUGACGAAUCAAUGAAGCCAAGUGACUCAUCAGAUCCUGAAAGCAGGAGGAUUAUUAAUGACUUCAACAAUGAUCUCUAGAGCUUACAAUUAACCAAGUCUGAUUAUCAUGAGAGGACAGCAGAGUGGGGGUGACACUUGUGUAGAAGUACCGUGUGUUAGUGGGCAGCGGAUUAUGUUCUGUGAAUAUUGGAAAAGUUUUUGAAUAUUAAAAGUAAAUACUGGAAAUUCCAAAA
This is a messenger RNA of Pseudophryne corroboree (corroboree frog), 3855 nucleotides long. It is a transcript of the gene FCRLA, whose product is annotated as Fc receptor like A. The record is from RefSeq and is a predicted model, not a curated record. Gene Ontology annotation, cellular component: plasma membrane. The transcript has 18 exons. Gene Ontology annotation, biological process: cell surface receptor signaling pathway. Lineage: Eukaryota; Metazoa; Chordata; Amphibia; Anura; Myobatrachidae. The coding region runs from base 34 to 3621 and encodes 1195 amino acids. Gene Ontology annotation, molecular function: transmembrane signaling receptor activity.